This is a messenger RNA of Striga hermonthica, 321 nucleotides long. Lineage: Eukaryota; Viridiplantae; Streptophyta; Magnoliopsida; Lamiales; Orobanchaceae. The record is from the annotation of a GenBank genome assembly.
AUGAACAGAAAAACUCAGUCCAAGAUAUCGCGAUCCUUGCACAGGCUCAUCCGAUCGGUCUUCGGGCAGAGAAGUAAUAGGGGCGAUUGCCGGCAGAAUCGUGCUGGAGAUGGACUUUACUCAAUUUACGAUCGAUCAGGUGCGCUUUCGACCAUACACGAAAGUCCGGAAUUCGACGGCCUAUCGCCGGAGAUUAGGUCUCUGGUGAUUAGGACUGCGUCGGAUAGGAGAAAGUGUUUAGAGUGUGAUAAUCUCGUGGACCGGUGUUUGGCUAUCUUGAUUGUUGCUUUCCGACCCUGGAUAUCUCGGGACCCGGAUUGA